AUGCCGCUUUCUUUAUUUAGUAUUCCCACUAUCGUGUUGUUUUUGUCGGUUUUUGUUUCAUAUUACUGUAUCAUUUAUUAUAAUAAGGCAGUACCAAUGGCCAAUAAUGGAAUACUUUUCAUUUCAAACGCUGCCAAGGCUCAUAAACUUUGCUCGAAAAUAUCGAAAUGUGUGAAAAAUGUUUUAUAUAUAAAUUUUAAUAGUGGACCAGAAAGCACAUUGUCAAUUGUAAAUAAACAAAUUAUUGAUAUAUAUUCUAAGGUACCAAAAAAUAUGCAGAUAGAUAUAAGACUGAUGUUGAAACCAAGGGAGACUGGAAAUAAAAUCAAAACCAAUAAUGCAAUAGAGUUGAUAAUGUAUGACAAAGAUUUAGCAAAUGAAGUUGAUAAUUUGAAAUAUUCACUAACAAAUAAAAGAGAAAAUGUAGAUAUUGAAAGUGUAGAAAAUGAAAAAAAUGCAGCCGAAGAAGUGAAAGAAGAUGUUAAAGUGUAUGAUUAUGUGGCACUCGGAGGAACAUUUGAUCGUUUGCACAAUGGCCAUAAGAUUUUGUUGUCUCAAGCAGUUUUGCGAGCUAAAAAACAUGUUACAGUUGGUGUCACCGACCUCAAUAUGAUACAAUCUAAGAAAUUAUGGGAGUUAAUUCAACCGAUCGAGAUAAGAAUUAAGGCAGUAUUAGACUUCCUGACUGAUAUAAAUCCCGACUUAGAAUACAAUGUACUGCCAAUCCAAGAUGUGUAUGGACCGACUAAAGAUAACCCUAAUUUCCAGUUAUUAGUGGUCAGUGAGGAGACAAGUCGAGGUGCGAUCAAAAUUAAUGAGAAACGUAAAGAAAAUGGACUAAAUCCUUUAGAUGUUUAUACUAUCGGACUUGCUGAAGACACAAACCAGCAAUCAUAUGAGGAAGAGGCCAAGCUGAGUUCAAGCAAUCAAAGGAUGAGGUUACUGGGAACCAUUAUAAGAGAACCUCGGCCCAACCCAAAUAUCCCGAAGCACCCAUAUGUGAUUGGUCUAGCUGGCGGCAUAGCCAGUGGGAAGAGCAGUAUCACAGAAAAGUUAAAACUGAAAGGUGCAGCUAUAUUGAACUGCGACAUCAUAGCUCAUGAACUAUACAAGCCUGGGCUGCCAUUAAACCAUACCAUCGCUGAGAGUUUCGGAAGUGACGUCAUUACUGAUGAAGGGGAGGUGGACAGACGGAAGCUGGGAGCUACUGUGUUCAGUGAUAAGAGUCAAUUACAGAGACUGAACUCAUUAGUAUGGCCGGCUGUUAUCCAAGAAGCGCAGAAAAGGAUCAAGGCGUUAGGAGAAGCUGGUAGUUCAGUAGUGGUGAUGGAGGCCGCUGUGAUGGUUCAAGCCGGGUGGUACAAAUAUUGCCAUCAGCUAUGGACAGUCAUUAUACCACCAGAAGAGGCGGUGAAAAGACUACAGGCUCGCAAUAACUUAUCAGAAGCAGAAGCCAAACAGCGCGUGAGUGCCCAACCUUCAAACCAGGAACAAGUUGCUUUAGCCAAUGUAGUGUUUAGUCCAUAUUGGAGCUACGAACACACCCAGGGACAAGUUGACCGGGCUUGGGAAAACUUGCAGAUAUAUUUACAAUAA
Messenger RNA from Danaus chrysippus (African queen), 1596 nucleotides. Lineage: Eukaryota; Metazoa; Arthropoda; Insecta; Lepidoptera; Nymphalidae. The record is from the annotation of a GenBank genome assembly.